Molecule: messenger RNA, 1434 nt
Organism: Schizosaccharomyces octosporus yFS286
Lineage: Eukaryota; Fungi; Ascomycota; Schizosaccharomycetes; Schizosaccharomycetales; Schizosaccharomycetaceae
Product: poly(A) polymerase Cid11
Exons: 2
Coding region: 1-1434 (477 amino acids)
Biological process (GO): RNA 3'-end processing
Molecular function (GO): nucleotidyltransferase activity
Source: RefSeq, a predicted model, not a curated record
AUGGAAUUAGGAUUUGAUUAUUGUCCAUUCGAAAGCUUUGUAUCACCUAAAAGAAAACGAUUUGAAAACAAAUCUAUCCGUUUACAAAGCAACGUCAAUCUUGAGAACAUAGCCAAACAACGAGGAUCUGAAGAACUAACUAAAGAAUGCUGGAAAUUGUUCAAGGACUUGAAGCCUACUCCUCAUGAGAAGUUUCGUCGUGAACAGUUUAUUGUCAAGCUCAAAACAAUUUUGAAAAAUUCUAUACCAGAUAACAAUUUAGACCUUUUUGUAUUCGGUUCCACUGAAAGCCGUCUAGCUAUUCAUCAAUCUGAUAUUGAUGUGUGUAUUGUAACAAGAGGGAACGGACAAUUACGCUCAACCUGCCAGUUGGCAUAUAUAUUGCACAAUUGUGGAAUGAAGAGAAUCACCUGCGUACCGAGAGCUAGAGUUCCCAUUGUAAAAAUUUGGGAUCCACAGUUCAAUAUCAGCAGUGAUAUCAAUAUCAACAAUGAUGUCGCAAAACUAAACACGGAAAUGCUACAUUUUUUCGUAAAAAUUGACCCACGUGUGCGAGCACUCGGACUCAUAGUUAAAUACUGGGCAAAACAAAGAAGCCUAAAUGAUGCUGUUGGCUGCGGGACAAUAACUUCUUACACACUUUCUUGUAUGAUUGUCAAUUUUUUGCAAACUCGAAAUCCUCGUUUGCUUCCUUCUAUGAUGGAAUUGAAUAGCGGCCAGAAAAACAAUGUCAAGUUCACGACAGACCUCAGAGGUUUCCAAAAAGAUUCACAUCUAAAUAAGGCUUCUUUAGGAGAUCUUCUGGUAGACUUUUUUCGCUAUUAUGGAUUCGUUUACGACUACAAAGAAAGUGUCGUCUCUGUUCGGAGUGGAUCCCUAAUAAGUAAACGUGCCAAAGGGUGGAACAUGGACAUGAAUAAUUCCUUAUGCGUUGAAGAACCAUUUAACACAUCAAGAAAUCUCGCUAAUACAGCAGAUGAUACAAGUGUAAGAGGAUUACAGAGUGAGUUUCAGCGAGCCUUUCAUGUGCUUAAUGGAUACCCAGCAUUCCAGGCAUUAUCAAAUCUAAACGAGGAAUUUCAAUUUCCUUCGGAAAUACAUACUCCCUUCAAUUCGUACCCCAGUUUAGAUAUGCCCUCAUUUAUCGGUAAGAACGAUGUUACUCCCUGGCCAACGGAAGUUGAGAGUUUUUCGCAUCCUUAUUAUCCACCUCAGACAAUUCCCAUCAAUAAUUGUAAUUCAAACUACGUUUAUUAUAUCCCGGAUGAAACAAAUUCACAAGCAUGUGCAGACAGGCAAUCGAGCUACCAAUAUUCGCAAACAGGAGACUUAUACUAUGGAAAAAAACCACCAUGGCAUUACUUGCCAAGCAAAUCAUGGUUAGUUUGGUAUCCCAGUCAGGAGGACUUUCAACCUGCCAAUAUGUUUCAGUAA